CGGCGCUCUGAAGCAGAAUGUUUUCCUCUGAAUGGAUCUGGUGCAUCUUACUGACGCUAUACGGGUCGACCUGGAGUUUGACCUUUUCUGAUUAUGACACCAAUACAAUCAUUUGCUCGCAGGGUCUUUCUGACUGCACCAUAGAAAAUGUUCUUUUUAGUGCAAACAGCACUGUUGAAGUUCAGAUGCUUCAGACAGGUUUUAAGCUCUGCUGCAAGGAGGACACGGCAUGCACACUGUGUCUGGUGAUUCAGAUAGAGCUCUACAUCCCUCUGGAGAAGGAUUUGGGUGAUGAAGAUCAAUCGGGUGGUGAUGAGGAUGACAAGGAGACAAUUAAUGAAAAGUCUGCUUCUGUGACUGUGUGCUACAAAGCACCCGUGGGUUUAGCCACAUGCAAGAAGGUGGAGUUUACAGUCAAUCAUGCUGUUCUUGCUCAACAAAAGCAAACCAAGGCGUCCAUGGUGAUCACGCAGUCUGAUGGCAUUACCUUCGGUGAUCAAAUAUUUGUUUUAACCAACCCAGAGCAAAAACUCAUUGCACCUUCUUUAGAUGAAGUGUGCUCCCAGGAACUGCGAAAACAUCUACCAGAAUGUCAAGUGCCCAAAAUCAAGGUUUUUCUAAAUAAAAAGACAAAUCAGAUGGAGCUUCAGUUUGGGGGCAGCGAUAGGAGCCGUCCCUCUUUGUGUGUCCAGUAUGAGGACAAAGGAAGCUGUCGGAAAUUGAACCAGACGUCCAUCCCACUGUAUUCUGUGGCCCCCUGCAUUUGUCUCAAGGCAUGGUACGAGACAGGUCAAACAUCAAGGCGUGCUCUGAAGUGUCCUUUCAAGGGCAAAGAAUUUCCACAUUAUUUACAACCCAACAUGUGGAGGAAUGUGUCAGUGAAUGUAAGCCAGAGCAAAAUGAGUGAUGGGAACUCAAUGCUGUUAUGGAGCCUGUCUGCUCCCUGCAGGCUAGAGGGGAUGGUGCAGCUCUGCUAUAAGAGUAACUGUAAAGAAAUCACUGCCAUGCAGCAGCUGUCCGAGGGUAAAUGGAAACAGAACAGCAAGGGACUUUGGGAAAGAGAAGGUGCCUUUGAAAACAUCAAUGAGCAGUCUUCACAGUGUGUCAUGGUGAAGAUAAAUGAAAUGAAAUUCGGCCCGUUUUGCUCCAGUGACUCUGGCAGAUGGCGCUGGAGUCUCCUGGUUGUUGGUGUAAUGCUGCUUGUUUGUUUGACUGUGCUCAUGAUUUAUUGCCUCCAUGACUUUGUCAAGAGAUGGGCAUGGAGCUGGCGUCAUGGAGGAUUUGUGAAGAUUGGCAGGAAGGGUCACGUGGUGCUGCUGAGCCCCCCAGAUGAGGAUGUUGGUGUUUCAGAGUCCAUUGAUCAGCUGGGGUCUCUCCUCUGCAGCCAGGGCUUCAGUGUGUCUGUGGACCAGUGGAGCAGGAAGGAGCAGUGCUCUCAGGGACCUCUUUUGUGGCUGUACUCACAGCUGCAGAGGAUGGACAGCAUGGGUGGUCGAGUUGUGCUUGUUUUGACCCCGAAAACCUCAGAAAGAACAGAGGAGUGGACCCACUUAAACAGAAAUGGAGAAGUGGAGAAACUCCAGCAAAUGAAGUCUCCUUAUUCAGACUUAUUUACUGCAUCGCUGUUUCUUAUUCACACGCACAGGAAGCUGGGCAGAGCGGCUGAGCGCUUUGUUCUGGUGAACUUUGACACCAGCCAAAAAAACAGCGGUCACAAGAGUUUACCAGAGCUGCUUCGAGGUCUGCCUCUUUUCCACCUCCCCUCUCAGACUCAGACGCUCCUCGCUGAGCUAACUGUUGUAGAAACAAAGAUGGACCCCAGCAGAAGGACACGGAUGGGGUGGAGGUGAAACCCUAAAACUGAUGGAGGAAAUGGACUAUAUCUAACAUCAUUGUGUAAAUAUGUUGCGAGUGUCCCAAAGAAUACUGUGGCAGCGUGAAGUAUUUGCUGAAUGUGAACUGAAUAUAAUGAAGAUGAGACACUUUAACUCCCGUUAUUUUAAAAUAAAAAAUAUAUUUUGUGAUAAAAAGAAAAGUGUUUAAGCAGCUGGGCUGUGCAGCUUUCUGAAAACCCACGCACAUAUGCACAAAUAAGGCCGCAUUAAAGUAUACAAAACGUCAUUUAAAAUGAACCUGUAGCUAAAAUAUUUAUUUUACAGAAGGAAAUGUUAAUCUGGA
Messenger RNA from Nematolebias whitei (Rio pearlfish), 2178 nucleotides. RefSeq names its product interleukin 17 receptor C (gene il17rc). NCBI's taxonomy places the organism in Eukaryota, Metazoa, Chordata, Actinopteri, Cyprinodontiformes, Rivulidae. The record is from RefSeq and is a predicted model, not a curated record. The coding region runs from base 18 to 1850 and encodes 610 amino acids. The transcript is spliced from 14 exons. Gene Ontology annotation, molecular function: interleukin-17 receptor activity.